GUCAAAAUAGCACGAGAGAGAGAGAGCUACCACCACACACGACACCUCAACCCCCACGACUCCUCCUCACCAUCACGCGCCUCGUCGUCUCUCUCCCUCUCGAAUAGUCACAGCUACACACAGCAAGCAGCACAGCCAUGCGCUCCUUCCUGCCCGCGCUCUCGCUGGCGGCCGCGACGCUGCUCGUCCCCGUGCAAUCGCUGUACUUCUACAUUGAGGGCACGAACCCGAAGUGUUUCUUUGAGCGGCUGCCGAAGGAUACGUUGGUCGUUGGACAGUAUAAGGCUGAGGAGUUUAAUCUGGAUCAGAAUAGAUAUGUGAAGAAUGAUAACCUGAAUAUCUUCAUCUCAGUCGAGGAAGUCUUCGACAACGACCACCGCAUCGUCUCCAGCCGCGGCCAAUCCAGCGGCAAGAUCACCUUCACCUCCGCCGACUCCGGCGACCACAGGAUCUGCUUCACCCCCUCGCACUCAACGGGCCACUCCGGCUGGCUCGGCGGCCAAUCGCUCGGCGGCGUCAAGCUGACGCUGGAUCUGGCCAUCGGUACGACCUCGGAGAUCGAGACGGAUGACCAUGGCAAGAUCACGGAUCUGGUGCAGAAGGUCAAGGAUUUGAAUGGGAGGUUGAUGGAUAUUAAGAGGGAGCAGCUGUUUCAGCGUGAGCGUGAAGCCGAAUUCCGCGAUCAAUCCGAAGCCACCAACUCCCGCGUCGUGCGCUGGACCCUCAUCCAGCUCGCCGUCCUGGGUAUCACAUGCGCGUGGCAACUCUCUCAUCUGCGCUCCUUCUUCAUCAAGCAGAAGCUUACCUAGACGCUUCCCUCUCAGCUGGUUGUCUGUCUGUUUGACGAAAAACUACUUUAAUGGUGCCGGGGAUAGAUUGAUAGAAUGAAGAUGGGAGGGAGGCAGAAGAAGGAAAGGGAGGAAGAGGAGGGGGGAGAAUAGGCGGUGGUGGCAGUGGUGGUAGUGGUGGUAGAACGACGCGCGGAACGUGGGUAAUGAGCAACGCAUACCGGGCUUUUUCCAAAAUAGGGGUGUUUUACAUAUGUAUCUGGGUUAUCUGUCUAUCAUCGGACGGUCGGUGGCCGUGGUCUCUUGUAACUUUUGAGCAGCAUUUUUCUCAGAAACAUGAAGGAAAGGAAAUUCGAAAAAUAUAACUACUAGAAAUAAGUCAUCUUGUUUAUCGUU
Molecule: messenger RNA, 1184 nt
Organism: Pseudogymnoascus verrucosus
Lineage: Eukaryota; Fungi; Ascomycota; Leotiomycetes; Thelebolales; Thelebolaceae
Gene: ERP1
Product: emp24p/erv25p- protein
Exons: 3
Coding region: 138-809 (223 amino acids)
Biological process (GO): endoplasmic reticulum to Golgi vesicle-mediated transport; Golgi organization; intracellular protein transport
Cellular component (GO): endoplasmic reticulum-Golgi intermediate compartment; endoplasmic reticulum; COPII-coated ER to Golgi transport vesicle
Source: RefSeq, a predicted model, not a curated record